UGACGGCCGCGCGAUGAUCCCGAAAUGGCCAAGGCUGUUUUGGAACGUGUUCAGCGUGAUGUCCACCGAUCGGAGACACAACAAAUGGCAAAUCGUCUACUCGGUGUUUUUGAUGGUAUCGUCCGUGUACAGUUUUUACUCCACGCCCAGACUGGUGUGCACGCUGGAAGGCAGCUGCGACAAUUCGCUGUCGACGGUGAUCAAAGGGCUGUUCGCCAGAGUGGUGGCUUUCACGUGUUUCAUGUCCAGGCUUUUGGUGAUGGUCAAGGGCAAGACCCUGUUGGUCCGGUACUCGGCGAACCUGGAGAAAUUCCACGCGUUCUCGCCCAUGACCCGCGCCGAGACGGUGGCGCUGGGCAGACUCUCGUCGAUGCUCGUGCUCGGUUGUCUGCUGCUCACGUUGCCAGUGAACACGUUCAAACUGGCGUUGAUUUAUAUCAAAUCGCGGUACGUCGUGAUCGAUUUCGGGCUGAUGUACGUGCAGAACAUCAGCAUGUUCUGCAUCGAGACUCAUUUCAGUGUGCUGUGUUUCGCGCUCUAUCAGAAGUUCGUAGCGAUCAACCGGGACCUGACGGCGCUGAAAAUCGACACGGUCGCCCGGAACAAAUAUCCGUUCGCGUCGCGGACCGGAUACGAGUACAGGCGGAAAACGAACGGCGACGGCGCCGCGGUCGCAGAUUACAACCGGGACAUUUUGCAAUCGCUGCGCGCCGGACGUCCGAUGGCCGAUUUCGCGGAACGGUUGAAAAUCAAACACCGGCUGGUGCGCGAGGCGGUCAGAAACCUGAACGACCUGUUCGGCUUCCAUCUGGGACUGUCCCUGUGUUCGUUGUGCUUGUACGCCAUAUUCGAUUUGUACUAUCACCUGCUGGGCCUGUGGAACAUCCAAUACCAGACGUUGGUUUACGGUUGGCUAUUGCAGUACACCGCCCGGUUCGGGUCCGUCACGAUUCUGGCGCACUUGCUGACGAAACAGGUGAUUCUAAUCUGUUUAUACAGAAUAUACGCAUUUUAGAUUCUGAGUGGAGCGAAGAAGCUUACGAUGGUUUUACAGUGAUGUUUAUUUUUUUUUUUUUUUAUCUUUGAGCAACUUUUCUACCAGCAAUUUUGCUCCGGUUUACAAUUUAAGAAGUUUUUCAGAAAGGAAAUCAAACUGGGCAGGUAACAUAGGUGCUUUAUUUUUUGAUUUUCCAAGAAGUUUUUCCAAUACACGGGAAAAACCGAGAAAAAACAUGGGAAAAUUGGAAGAACAGGAAAAUAGGUACAGUGUUAAACAAAUAUUAUUAAAGAAAACGUUCAAUGCAGAUGUAAUUAUUUUACCAUAAUAUGACAUAUUAUACAUUGUUAUAUUGUUGACAAAGCAACACUAUUAACUAAUCUCCGCUCAGAUUCGUUUUUUUCAUUAACAAUGGUUAGUCGUUGCUUAUAGAUAUACAGCUAGUGAUUCCCGUCUGUAUCGUACUUUCCCAACUUUCCACUUACAACAGUGGCUGCACCCGUCCCAAUUAUCCUAGAACAGAUUUUUUAUGUUUGUUGCUUUACAAAACAACAUUUAUAAGUAUUAUUGCAUAUUUGUUUCUUAGACAUCAUUUUGUUUUAAACUUGAAAUGGCCUUUUGGUUUUUUUUGCUACGUUGAGAACGCAAUUAAUUAAUUUGAAUAAGUUUAACGAUUUGUUUCACCUACAACAUGAAUUCGUCUUUGUUUUUCAAUUUUCUCGUAUCCAGCACAUUUCUAAAAAAUCAUUCACAUAUAAACAUAGUUUGAUAUUUUUUCACUUUUUAGUUUUUACGCUACACAGUAGUUAGUAGGUAACAAAAUAAAGUUAAUCUUAUCGAUUGGAUAUACCGGACAGAUUUAAAAGUAUAUGUACCCUCCCAAAACGUUCGUUAGAGUUCGAGUUAGGUCGUCAUUAAUUGUCAAAAGUUGCUAUUCGAUUGAUAUAUCCCAUUAUUUACACGGCAUUUAUCCGUAUCUUUUUCGUGGCAAUUCUUUUUUUUUUUUUUUGUAACUAAAAAUAUAUUUUUUGUUGUAGGCACUCAAAUCUAAGGUUCUCUUAACGGAUAUAAAUAAUCGUUAUUUGGAUUGCAAUACGAAAGAAGAGGUAAACUAUAUUGUAUAAUACUAUAAUAUUUGUUGAAACCGUAAUAGUUAUAACUAAAAAGUUAAAAACGAAAUUAUAUAAUACGUUACUUUUUUCGAUGAAUAAUUUCAACAUAACUCGAUUAUUAUUAAUUAUUAACAUUUUUUUUGUAGAUAUUACAAUUUAUUAUUUACGAAUAUUUUGUACAAAAAACUAUGUAGAUACUUGUGAUUUUUGUAUUUAUUUUUUGAUAAAAAUAUAUUUACGAGAAAUGUGAACUACUAUGCAUAUGACGACCGCAUGCGUCCAAUGUGAUACGAGUACGACUAAUGGUUUUAUAGCUUUUAACUCAACUCGUUAUCAUUUUCCUGAUAAUUCGUUACUAUUUUAUUUAGUUAAAUCAAAUUAAUUUAUAUACUUAAAAAAAAAUUUAACCUAAAGCUUUUAGUUAUUUGUAUUUGGUUUAGGAAAACAAUUUAAGCUAUAGUUAACCGAAAUUUAGUUAACCUCGCCCAGUUUUGAUAGACCUAUAAUUAAAUCGGAUCAAGAAGUAAUGAUAUUAAAUUGAUUUUAAUGCAAUUAUAAACCAUUGGAAUACGAUUAAAAAAACAAUUUUUUUUUAAUUAUAGUUGCAACUAUUCUUCAAUCAGAUUUGCAGUAGUGCGAUCGAAUUCACUGCGUGCGAUUUUUUUACUUUGAAUACGCAUCUAAUUACAUCGGUAAGUUUGCAUCGCUAAUUUAAAAAAGAUCUGUAUCAGAAAUUCGCGACUAAAAUACAAUAUUCCCCUCUAACUAUUUUGUAUAGUAGAAAUAUUCUUUACAAUACAAUAAAUAACCGAAAUCUGCUAUAAUAAUACAAUACAUACUAUAUAUACUAAAAAACUAAAGUACUUCGGAAAAAAAAAUUUAAAAGGUACUAUUCGAUCAUAAAAAUGGUAGGAGAGAAGGUUAAAACUGACAAUAGGCACAUCGCCUGGCUGCAUACGAAUUUUUGAGAAAAACAGAUAUAACUGCAGUUUCGGUCACCCCAUUUAUAGUAUAUUUUCUAGUUGCGAUCAUGCAUUUAAAUGUCCGAAUUAUUCGACAAUUUAAUAGUUUCAGAGCACAACGUGUCCAAAGUGCGUUGUUAAAAUGUUUUUAGAAAUAAAACUCGAUAUUGUAAUCGUUGGAUAAAACGUCAAGUUAAACUGACAAAUAACUAUUAUUAAUAUCACUUUUGUGACGAUAAAGAUAUUUUAAGAUGGAUCUAACCUAAUAAUUACAGGUAUGGACGUUAGUCACUUUCUUUAUUUUAGUCACUUAAAGUAAUUUUUUUUUUAGAUAUUCUCAUUCAGUUUAUACAAAUAAUAAUUAUAUUAACGUUUAUUACGAUAUAUUGGUAUCUUACUAGUUCUCAAGGAAUGAUAACGUUGGUAAUAAAAAAAAAAAAAAUGGCUAAUGUCAGUUAUAUCUUAUUUUGUAGUCGCACUGAUUUGAAUUCAACAGUUACUGUAAAAGAUGCGCUUAGAAAUUGAAAGUCUUAUUUAAUACUGCAGGCAUAUUUUUAAGCAAUCGUUUUUUAGUUAUAAUUAAAGUUGUUAUUUAUCUUUAAAUUAUCACUAAAUUAUUCUUUAUUAAAACUCGAUUGUUUACAUACCAUAUCCAUGUCAUACCAAUCCUAGCCUAUCAUAUUAUUAUAAUAAUUAUUAUCUAACUACUACUAUUUAUGUUAAAUAGGUGUAUUUUUAGAUUCUGUGUGAAACGAAGAAUGUAUUGGUUUUACUAAGAUGUUUAUUUAUUUUUUAUUUUUUUUUUAUCCUGUGUACGAAAAUUCGACGAGAAAUCUUGCUCAAAUAUAUACGCGCAACACCAUUCCUGAAAGGGAAUGUUAUCCAGAUAAUAUUUUUGGGAAGUCAUUUUUGAUUUUCCAAGCGGUUUUCAUAAUAUCUGGGAAAAACCAGAAUAAAACAUAAGAAAAACGGGAAAUGUACGAAAUUAAUGUUUUUAUUAUUUUAUCAAUUUUGUUAUUUGUUGUAAUUCAGUUAAAAAUAUUCAUAGAGAUUUGAAAUUUGGAUAAAACUGAUACUUGCCUUUUCUAAACGUGGUCAAAUUUACAAAAAAUUUAAGCCAUUUUUGAGCUAUUGAUAAACGUUUUAAUUUAGCGAGUUUUGUACGUAAUUUUUAUUCGGUAGGUACUCCGUGAUUAAACUGUUAGACGUAACAGAAAUAAUUGACAAUUUAACAGGAGGUUCAUCAAAUCUUACUUAAUGCUAAAAAAAAUCGCGUGUCGAUAUCAACAUCACGAAACAGUGAAUUAAAUAAAUAUAAACCCAAUUAGGUAAUUUAAGACUUGACGGUUUUUUUACAAUUUAUUCAAGUCCAAAUUUAUGUGACUAAUAAUUAUGUCCAAGUCCUAUAGAAUAACGCGAGUUGUAUUGCAUCCAGCUUGGAGGUGCUAGCUUAAGAGGACGCGACUCGUACAUUUGUUGAGUCCGUCUUUUUAGUGUUCUAAAGCUGUUAAAGUGUUAAUAUUAAAUAUCUAAACAUUUUUUUUUUCAAUCGGUUUGUCUUCCUGAGAGACAUCGAUUUGCAAAAAAAUUAAAUUUUUAUUUUCAUUUCAAAAAAAAAUAAUUUUUUAUUUAUUCACUUUAUAAAAUUUUCAAAAUAGCCAUUAUUAUUCUAAACAUUUUAAUGUAUCACACAUUCAUAUCCGGUGAACAGUGCUUUAGUAGCAGCCGUUUUAAUUUCUAGAAAAAAAAUGUGAAAACAAUUAUUGAUAUUCAAUAAUUAAUUACAAUCGCCGCACGGUAAUUCCCUAUCGCAACAGUAAUUUAUUGAAUAUUAAUUGAAACACCGAUUGGAAACGAAAAUAUUUAAUAUUAGCAGCUCUAGACAAAUCCGUCAAACAUGGUGGUCUGCAAAACAACUCUAAUCUCAGAGUUUGGUCUUGUUUGGUCCAGUUAAAAAUUUCAAAAAGGAGCGGGCUUAAAGAUCUAUGUAAAAGCAUUCACAGAUACACACGAUACACCGCAAUAGUCUCUAUUUUCGGCGGAGGGGAGGGGGGGUUUUGGAAAUUCGAUAAAAAUAUAAACACAAAUGAUACAACAAUAAACUAUUGUUGAAUUUUAAUUUUUUUGUUUUUUUUUUCUUGUUUUGUUUUUGGUUAUAGGCAUUUGCUGCAGCUACGACCUAUCUCGUUAUACUAUUCCAAUUCAAUUCAGCGAAACAAGAACACGAAUAAUAAUAGUAAUAAUACUGUAUUAAUUUAUUUAAUAAUUUCCACAAAAUAUUCAUGUUUUAUAUCAAAUAAUCGGUACGCACUAAUCACGUAAUGUGAUAAGAAUAUUUUUGGAAUUACAUAUAUAUAUAAAUAUUUAUAUAUAUACUGGUGUCCCACGAUAAUCCGCCACUUGAAAUAAUUUUUGAUCUAUUCAGUAUUUUUAAGACGAUAUGAUACCCAAAGCUGUUCGCGUGCAACGUAUGUCCACUGUUGCGAAAUAAUAAUUUUUUAUAAAUAAUUGUUAUCGAAAUAAUUAUUUUUCCGUGUAAUGUUUUUACACAGUUUUACACAAAACAAAGUCAUUUUUUUAAUAAUUAUGAUAAAUCGACCUUUUUUUUUUUUUUUUGUUUUAAUAAGGAAAAAUUGUCUAUGACGUAACAUUUUCCAUUUUCCAAUAACUUAUCUCAAUAAUUUUAUAUUCGUAAACAAAAUACUUGAAAUAUUUACAAACUUUAAAUAUUAAUAUUUUUAAACUUUUUUGUACCAGCUACAAAAUAAAAACGCUACGUCACAGCUAAAGUUCUCCUUAUUAAAACAAAAAUAAAUUGUCGAUCUAUCACAAUUAUUAACAAAAUGGUUCAGUUACUCGACAACUAUGUUUUUACGCUCAAAUUACGGGUGUAUAACGUCCUCUUAAUAUAUAUAUUUUUUAAUAAUUAGUAUGCCUCUACGCUACAGUAUAUAAUUUAUUUUAGGUGAGAGAACUCAAAUAGAAACUUUAAAAUUUGACUAUAAUUUUUAAAAAAAAUGUAAUAAUAUAAUUGUAAUUUUGUAUAGUAGAUUUUUAUAAAAAUUUUGAUGGUUGAACCUUUUGUUUAAAUAUUGUCUUUUAUUUUUUAAAAUUAAAAUACUGAAGUUUUUGCAAAUGUGAAUAUUAUUGUGGUCUAUAAUCUAUUAUAGUAUUUAAUUAGUACCUAGUCAAAGCACAUUAAAUGACAAUGAUUUUCUUUGCUAUGAGUUAAUAAUAUACAGUAAUACUACUGACUAUUUAUUAAAUAUUAUAAUAAAUUAUAAACUACAAUAUUAUUCAUAUUUGCCAAAUUUCAAAAAAUUGUAGAAAAUAAAAGACCAUACACCUAAACAAAAAUUUUAACCUCCAAAUGUUUUCGAAAAAUCGAUUUUACAAAAUGUCUAUUAUGAAUUUUUUUUUUUUAAAACUAUAGUAAAAUUUAAAAUUUUUUAUUUUAAGUUUUACCAUCACCUAAUAUUUUGUUUUUAAUAUAUUAACUGUGGCCUAUACUAAUUAUUAAAAAAAUAUAUAUAUUAAAAAUAUUGAAUAGAACAAAAGUUAUUUCAAUUGGCAGAUCAUUGUGAGACACUGUGUGUGUAAUGUAUAUACCAAUUAUAUGAUAAUAAACUCUCUUUCACCUUGUUAAAAUUGACUCAAAUAUUCUUUAACGUUUUAUUUGAUAAGUAAAUAUUCGAUGGAAUAUGAAAGAAAAUAAAUCGAACAGUGACCCUUUUUAAAACAACGUGCAAUACCUAAUAAUUGGCCGUGCAACAAAGAAAUAAAAAUGAUAACAAAGUGCUAAGGUUUAUGUUUACAUUAGCUGAAUAAACCGUUUAAAACAGUUAAAACUGUUUUAAUUUUUUGUAACCAAAUUUCUUACCCACCAACUGCAAACGUUUUAGUUUUAAACCGUUCUAACGCCAUCAUAAUAUAAACGUACACUAUUCUAUUUACUCUAUUUAAUAUUAUUAUAAUUGUGGAUGCGAAAAAUGUGAUAAUUAUAUUUAUGCAUACCGUGUAUAUUUUAUAUUGUAUUGUAUUAUAUUUUAAUUUUAUAUUUAAUUAUAAAAUUACAACAUCAGAGUAAAUAUUGAUUUGUUAAAAAGGCUUUUUUUUUUUUUACAUAUAAAUCCGCAUGAUAACAAGAGCGUUUACGCGCAAGUGUUGCUCAGGUUUAGUAAUUUUAUUACCAAAACCGUUAUAAACCAAAUAGUUCAACGGAAAAAUAAAUUAUUUUCUAUAUAAACGAGUAAAAUUACAAAUUAAAAUACUGUUGAAUUAUAAUACCAAUCACGUGUUUGAAAAAUGGUGAUCCGGAUACCUCCUCUUAAGUCCGUAUCGUAGUUUAUCUUCUAAUUUUAUUAUCGUUGCCAAUAAAAAAAACAAUUUUGAGCGGAGAUCGAUGGAUAUCCAUAGCAAUAAAGUAAUGGUGUAAAUAAUGACAAAGCGAUUACAUUUUUUUUUUUACAACUUAUCAUGAACGUUUUAUUAAAUUCGUUAACAUUUUUAUAGACCUGUAAUUGUGUAUCUACAUGAAACUAGAAAAGAUUCAACAAUUUAAAAUAGCUAUAAAUAACCUAAAAAUACGCCGGGAUGUUUUGAAAACCAUACCACCUUUAGGAAAUGCUAAUAUCACUAGAUAUCUGGUUAACAAUACAAUUCUCUACGAUCAUUUUCACUUAAUCGGAUACAACAAAUAUGCCAAAGUUUACUCUAACAGAAACCGAUAUUACAUUCCUGGUUUUCCGGUGGUUUUAAAUAAAACCAAAGUUCUAUUUAUCUUCCUCAUUGACAGAAACCAAUCUACUUUCAUCAUAAUUUUCGUGAAAUUUCGGCGGGAGGUUGAACACCUAACCCUCCCCCCCUCUUUACACGAACCUGCAUACCUUAUCAGUGUUUCAAAAGGGACAGGUACGGUUAUUCGGUGUUUCAUAGUACGAGGCGUUUUAUCCGUACAGUGACGAUAAACGAUAAAUCGCCUCGGUUGUCCGCCCCUCCGGGAACAUCACCGUCUCACUUACAAUAAUUAUUAUGGUUAUAAGAGCGGCCUGUCCGUUUCUUUAUUGUCUACGGAAACGGCACGAUAAACGUGACGGGCGGAAAGUGCACCACACUGACCAUAUAUAACGCUACCCACUCGUGUAUUAAAUAUUUUGCGUAUUUUUUUUUUUCGCGUUAGUUCAUUAAAUAUUGAAAUGACGAGUGGGUUUCACUGGGACAAUUAACGUUUUCGAGUACAAAAUACCUUGUAUUAUUAUUAUAACAUUUCGCAUAUUAUCGCGAUAUUUACGUUUAAACAAUACCCGCGGACCCGUUGCAAUAUUGCAGCCGGUAAGUGGGGGAUUUUUUUUUCCGCCGUCCAACUUUUACUUAUCGAAUUGGCGUUUUCAUUCAUCAGACGCGGCAAAUUGUUGUUAUCGUCGUCGUUGUCGUUAUUACAACCGUUGUCAUGGAAAAAUCGUAUUUCGACGUGAUGCGAACCGGUCUGGACCUGGCGUAUUCCGUAAUUCUGGUGACCACGUGCGUGUACAAUUACCUGAUCGCGCCGGACGUGGUCUGUCUGUUGGUCAAAUGUAACGGCUCCGUGACGACCACCGUGAAAUCGAUGUUCCCGCGGUCGCUGGCCAUCGUGUGUUUCGUGUCGAGAAUCACGGCCAUGUACAAAAACGUCAGCGAUCUGCCCAAAUACCGGGACAAAAUCCACGAGUACGAUUUGAAUUUCCCGAUCGACUUCUCGACGAGAAACGUCCGCCGGCUAUUCACCGCCGUCAUCGUACUAGCGUACGUCGUCAUCAUUUUGCCGUUGAACGUGUCCCGCGUAUAUCUGAUCUACGACAAUUUCCGCGACAUCCGAAUGAUGUUGUUUUUCGUGAUCAUGUACGCGCACAAUUGGAGCAUUUGCCUAACGGAAAUACAGUUUGUCAUCCGGUGUUUCGGGCUGUACCAGAAGUUCCGGUCGGUCAACAAGGACAUGGCCGCCGUCAUGUCGGAAAUCAUAAUCGCCAACAAGUAUCCCGCGGCGUUGUGCGUCACCGGUUCGGAGCCGCGGCGUCGCGGUCAAACAACGGCCAACGACGGCGACCCUCGUCCGCAGAUGCCGAUCAACGCGCGACGUGUGACGGUCAACAAAAUCGAACUGUUCCGGAUGAGAUAUCAGUUCGUCCGGCGCACCCUGAACACGCUCAAUCGUCUUCACGGCAUACAGUUGGGACUGUCCAUAUGCAUUCUGUUCACGUUGGCCCUGUUCGAUAUUUACGGCGAAAAGUACACGAUAAACCACAAAACUAGAUCGAAAAUAUUCAUUUACGGUUGGCUGUUCCAAUACUCGUUUAGAUUUUGCGCAAUCAUACUCACCACGCACAUCACCACGAAACAGGUACGACAAUAACGUGUCGGUUAUUGUUAGAUUAGGUUCAGUUAUUGGGUUAGGCCACAAACGUAUAUGCAAUAAACUGCAAUCUGGUGAUUGAUAAGAAGUGAACUGUGAACUUUCAGUCCGCCAUUUAAUUCGAAGCUCACGCCGCCUUAUCGACCACUUUCAUACUGCAAUACUAGGCUAUCCAUAUCUUAUCAAUGUUCCAAGAGGGACGAGUAUGGUUAUACCGAGAGUUUCACAAAGUGAGGCGUUUUAUCCGUAUGGUGAUGCAUUUAUCACCAUAAAUACAAUGAUAAAUCGCCUCAGUUUUCCGCCCCUUCGAGAACAUCGCCUUACUUACAAUAUUACUUUUCGAAUUUAUUCAAGAUUUAGAGGUGUUUGGAUACUCAAAAUGGAAAAAGUUAAAUAUUAGUAGGUACCCAUAUUUUGAUGUAUUGAGAACAUUUUGUAAAUGGAUGCAGAUUAGUGCAGAUUAUAGGUUGCUUCUGGAUUAUUGUAGGUUAGUUUUACUACUGCGUACGGUUUAGGCAUGCGUUCAAUCAGUAAUAUCCCUGGUUCAAGUAAUAUCCGUUGUUAUAUUGCCAAUUUUCCUGUAUAGCAAAUAUCAACUCGGAUCACAAAAAUCUAAAAGAACACUAUUCUGUAUUAUAAUUAAAAAGUGAAAUUCUGUCUGUAUGUAGAUAAUAUCUGUUUGGUCUGUGCGCUGUACAAAUCUAAAGUUUUAUUCCGAGCUUGAUAAAACUUUGACUGGUUAUAAUUUGUCGAUUUCUUUUAUAGUUAUUUAAACAUUGGGAAUAACCAGGAAAAUAUACCGCAAUAACGGUUUCCGUUAUUUUCGAUUUUGUUUUUUAUUUUAGUUCGGUGAAAAGUAAUCAUAGAAACCAGGAAUAUUCAUACAAUACUCACAUUAGCCUUUCAAACGGUUCUGUCGAUUUUUAUGCUGUUUAUACCCUUUUAAAUGUUUUUUUUUUUAUGUGGACACGAUUGUUUCGACACGGCGAAACAAUUUUACACGAGGCACAUCAUAAGUCGCGCUUGGCUGUAAAAAAUUGAACGUAACGUAAUACUUCUUUUUAUAAGAGCUUAGAGUUCGAUUUUUCAUGAAAACCGUAAAAAUUACGGCAUUUCAAAACUUGUUAACCGAACUUCACUCAGAAUCAUUUUUCCGUUAGUAACGAUUUAUCAUUGCAUACGUAUGUAUAUAAACCCAAUUGCUCUAUAAACCCUGCUUUCGUAAUCUCCCGCCUACAAUAACGGCAUACACUUCAGCACAAUAUUAACUCCUACUGUUAUAUUUGAUUUCGAAUUUUCCCCAAGAUAAAACUUUGACAUUCGAAUCAAGAAGAAGAUCGUUAAAUUCUUUUUAUCUGCCUUAAAGAGUAGUUGUAACAGGGUUUUGGUAUUUUAAGUACUGAAAUUGGAUUACUGUUGUUGUAUUAACCUUCCUUACCGACACUGAGGAAAAAAAAAAGUUGUUGUUUAAUUUUCAUCGCCAGAGCUAAAGAAGUACCCUUCUAGAGCGGAAACGGAAAGACACAUUAAAUGUUAUUUCUUUUGUUGAUUUCUGUUUUGAAAAGAUUUAGCCCGGGUAAUUCAACUAUAGUACAGUAUGUAUUAUAAAAUCGUCUAUCCGGAUAAAGUUGAAUACAUUAAAAUAUCCUUUAUCGAGUAUAUUUUGGUUGUACUUAACUACAUAUGAGAAUUUGUAUUUUUCCAGGCACACAAAACAAAAAAGUUAAUAACAGAUAUAAACAACCGGCACUUGGACGACAACACAAAGGAAGAGGUAAAUUUUAAAUUAACGCCUAUUAUAUUGUAACAAGUAUGUUUCCCUAACGCCAUCGCUUUCGGAUUCUCCAGAAAAAAUUGUACCUUAUUUAAUUAUUGUACUCUGUAAUUUUCUAGAGAAAAACUAUUUUCUAUAAGUGAUGCAAGUAAAACGAAAAAGGUGAAAUUCCACUUAUUUUAAUCAAAUCGCACUUGGGUUAAAAAGAAUAAUAGGUUUAGGGUCAAACUGAAAUUAGAUUCAAAUAAGUCAACCUAUUUUAACAGUAAUGUCCGGAAAAAAACUUAAAAGUUUUAAAAAUAUUCUUUUUUCUUGCCACUUACGAUUAUUAAUCAUUAGCGUGGUUAAAAAUUAGUUUGUUUUAUUUUACAUCAAUACAUAAUUUUAAAAAAAAAUUAGAAAUUGUUCAAGAGCUAGUAAAAUCAAUCCAAAAAAUAAUAUUUUCCCACUCGAGUACACUUACUCGGCGUUACUAGAACUUUUAAUACCCGUGGAAACAUAUCUCACCACAUAGAGAGCACUACAGCAGCGCCCAAAACCAAAAACGCCACUUCUGCAAACAACAUUGUAUGCUGAAUUUUAGCUGAAAAUAUCUUGAAGAUUCUUACACGUUUUUACGUUUUUACUCAGACGUUUUUACACGUUGAAUUGGUUCCCAAGACGUAUAAAUUGAGUUGGAUCCCUCGGUAUUUAUUUUAUUAAUCAAUUAGGUAUAAAAAUUGUUGGAAAUAAUAAUUUGAUUAUGUAUUAAAAUAAUUUAAAAUACAAAAUUACAUUUUAUAGUCCAUCAAAAUUGUGACCGUUUAAUGCGUCAACGGAUUAAUGAUUAGAUAAUUCGCAGCAGUUAUUCGACACUGUGUCGCUAAACUGAUUAACGUUUCCAUGUUUAUAUUUAUAUAGAACCGUUUUAUAUAUUUGAGAACCAAUUGUUCAAAAUUUUAUUGGGAGCCAAUUCAAUGAUCGCCCACUCGGAGAUCGUUGCCAUCAGUACCAACACUUGUUUGCGAAUUAUCGAGGUUUUAAUAUUCAACAUUUUUAUAUUGUAUAUGCACAGUUACAAUUGUUUUUGAGCCAAUUAUGUAGCCGGUCCGGAGAAUUCACUACCUGCGAUUUCUUCACUCUAAACACUCGGCUUAUCACGUCUGUAAGUUUACUCGUAUAAUCGUUAUACGCUUAUUAUACACAGGCGCGGACUGGUGAAAAAGCCAUGGGAGGCUACAUAAGUUUAGGGAAAAUAUCGUCAAUUAUUGGGGAAAACUGGGGCCGCUGUUUCAAGUCGGGAAUGUAAUGGAAUAUGAACAGGGUAAUUUAAUUUUUGUCUGUACGCGACGAUACAAAUCGACGAAAAACGACUCGAGAGCCGAGUACGGUUAAGCGCGUUUUGACAAAUUUAAUUUGAAGAUUAGACAAAUUGUACUAUUCAUACCGAUUGGCGGAAAAUAAUUUUCGGAGCAUGGAACGGCCGUAGCACCCCAGCAUCAUAGCCGGCCCGCGCCUGCGCCUUUACCUAACUGUAUAAUUUCCAUGAUAUCGUUAUACUUACUGUAUAAAUUGUUUUGUAAAUCGUGUGCAUUUAAUUUUUCAGGCAAUCGUCGCGGGUACGAGCUAUCUAAUUAUAUUAUUGCAAUUCGACGGGACCUCGGAGGAAGACAACUGA
Messenger RNA from Cinara cedri, 12890 nucleotides. NCBI's taxonomy places the organism in Eukaryota, Metazoa, Arthropoda, Insecta, Hemiptera, Aphididae. The record is from the annotation of a GenBank genome assembly.